This is a messenger RNA of Babjeviella inositovora NRRL Y-12698, 3309 nucleotides long. RefSeq names its product DEAD/DEAH box helicase. NCBI's taxonomy places the organism in Eukaryota, Fungi, Ascomycota, Pichiomycetes, Serinales. The transcript has a single exon. The record is from RefSeq and is a predicted model, not a curated record. The coding region runs from base 210 to 3065 and encodes 951 amino acids. Gene Ontology annotation, molecular function: DNA binding; hydrolase activity; ATP binding.
CCACUCUAUACUAAUAACUUGUAUCGAUGCCAAGAAGAAACGGAGUUAAUGUCCUCCGAUACAUACCGACAUGUCGAACAUUUCCGCAACAAGCUGCACCGCCCGUUACAACCAGUCCCAGCUUGACUCCUCCUCCAACAGCCGCCAGCUAUUCAAUCGUAUUUCCCCGUCACUGCAUAGUUGGGCGAUAUGGCCAGAAACACUCCAACAUGGGCCAUGUUCGAUUUCUUACUCACACAUCUUACCGCACGAAACACGUAGAGGAAACCAGUCAUGGCCUUCGUGACUACCAAGAAGAGUGUAUAUCCCACAGCAUGGCAGCCAUGGCAGCCGGAAGAACUAAACUAGCGGUAUCCCUCCCCACAGGUAGCGGCAAGACUGUUAUUUUUGUCAACUUAAUUAAGCGAACCCGCCAGCAUCCACCCAAGAAAGCCUUGAUCUUGGUUCACAGAAAGGAGCUUGCCGCCCAAGCCAUGAAGGCCUGCGCCGUGUACCUACCUGACUUAUCGGUGGGCUUGGAAAUGGCGGAAAAUCGUGCCCUUCCUGACAACAACAUUGUGAUCGCCUCCGUUGCUUCGUUAUCCCGGGGGAACCGCCUUGACCUGUACGUUCCAUCCGAAUUCGACUUGAUUAUCAUCGACGAGUGCCAUCAUGCGGUUGCUCCGUCCUACAGAAAGAUCCUCCAACAUUUCAAGUCCGCAUCUGUCCCGUACAUCGGCUUUUCUGCCACAUUGGAGCGAGCGGACCUGAAAACAUUGCAUGCCGUGUUUCCCGAGGUGGUUUACCAAAAAAGCUUGAGUGACUUUGCCCUGGACAGGUGGCUCAGCGACAUUGUUUUCACGACGGUGGAGACCGAAGCAGACUUGUCCGUCGUGGAAGUGUACUCGCAGACCGGCGACUACAAUACCAAUAAACUUUCCACGGUCAUGAACACCAGUCACAACAACUCGUUGAUCUUGACGACGUACAUCCACAUGGCAAAAACCUACAGCCGAAUGUCCACUUUGGUGUUCUGUAUCAACAUCGACCAUCUUCGCUCGCUCCAGGAGGUUUUCAUCAUGCGUGGAGUCGAUGCGAGAUUUGUCACCGGUGAGACCAAAUCUGCUGAGAGGAUCGAGAUUGUGGAAGCGUUCAAACGGGGCGAGUUUCCGGUGUUACUCAACUGUGGUGUGUUCACUGAAGGCACAGAUAUUCCGAACAUCGAUUGUGUCUUAUUGGCCCGUCCCACCCGAUCGCGGCCGUUGCUCACUCAAAUGAUUGGCCGAGGGUUAAGAAGAGCCAUGGGAAAGGAUAACUGUCACAUUAUCGACUUUGUAGGGUUGAAUGAUACCGACGCUCAGACAGUUCCUGCGUUGCUCGGCUUAAAGUCUAGCACAAAGCUCAAGGGGAUGUCGCUUUCCGAGAUUUUGGCGUUGCAGAAGGAGCAGCAGGCGAAAAAUCUCACCAAUUUUCCAGAGCGGUUUUUGGAGGAGCUUCGCAUGAUGGAGGGUCCAACGGAGCCUGUUUUUUCUGAUGACAACCGGCCGAUGGAGGAGAUUAAACUUAUGGAUACCGAAACAGCGUUGGAAAAGGUCAAUUAUCUUUCCCUUGACAGGGAGCUAGCGGAAGAGGAGAUGUUUUCGAAAACAGAGACGGACGAGGUGGGUUCUACGGAUGCCAAGAAGAGAGAGGUGGAGGAGGUUAAGUCUCCAGCCAAGAAAAGAGAGGCGAUAAAGACGGCCAGUGCCGACCAGAUCAACCUCCAGACGCUAUUCUACGAUUACUUGGACAUCGGCCGCGAAUUGGACAAGGAAGCCGAAAAGUAUCCGGACAUUCUCUCGCUCCAGCUCGACUUUGAGCUGAGCAGCUACCCAUGGCUCGCGCUCAACGCCCUCACCUUCAUCGUCCCGCUUCUCCACAACAACAACAGCGUUUUAGACCGGCGUGUGUUCUUUUUGUGUGUGCGCAAGACCAAGACUGGCUAUACAAUGACCCUUGACUGCACUGCGCCCGGUCACAGAUUUCUGAAAGACAUCACCUCCAAGGUGUCGCUCGGCGAAGUAUUCUCGUUAGCCGAAAACUACCUCAACCUUAUUUCUGGAAACCACAGCGACUGGCGCAAGCACGCGUUGUGGCGCUACGACAGCGUCUUGCCGAGCCAGCACGAAUACAUCACGCGUGAAUUUGGGAGACUAAUGGACGGGAAGAAGAUUGCUGUCGAAGGGUACAACGAAGUAGAAGUGUCAAAGUUCUUUUCUGCCCUCACGUUCGGCGACUUUGCCAGUUUAGUGGGCGCCUUCCGCGCUGCCCCACGCGCGGCGGUGGCGUAUAUUUUGGCCCAACUCGGAUGGGGAUACACUGCUUUGCCUCGGUCGGGUGAGGGAAGCAAUGAAGCAUUUGUCUCCUACAAGAUCGAGCAACGCAAUAAAACAUACAACUACUUGUACACCGAAGCACAACUCCUUGUUCAGAGGUUCAAACAGAGCCCGGUAAGGUCCGGGAGCGUAUAUCCGUGGUACGUAGUGGACCAGGUUUCGGUAAUGCCGUUCAUCCACGAUACAGAAAUGCAGGCGCGGUUCUAUUUCUUGGUGAUUAACCAGACGUCGACGCUCAACCCUACAUUCGUGGUAUCGCUUCAGCGUGGCUACGCCAAUGCAAUUACCGACAAGACAGAUUUGCUCACAGUACAGAGCCUCUCGGAGGCGUUGGGCUUUGGCGAUGCGCUUAUUGGAACGGUGUCUGUGCACUUGAGUGGGAAGAAAGCAAGUGCGUGGCGAAAGGACGCCAAGUGGAGGACAAACGCAAUCACGGACAAGCAGAAGAGUGGGAUGGUGGGGCGGAUAGUGGCCAUCUUGAGGGAGUUAGACCUUAAGGCGGGGUACUACGAGGAAAAGCGGUUACGCGAGUUUACCCUGUCCCUCGCACUCGGGCCAUAUAUCGAUAUUAUGAGCGCGUUGACCGUUGACCCCGCGUUGAUGGUCAAGUGGUUGAUGGUGGAUAGACUCCGCGUGUGGCCGAAGUUGGUGAAGGCCCGAUACCCGAACGGUGAUUCCAACAGGCCGAAUAAAAGGAAAAACGAAAAAUGAGGCACAGGGAUGGAUUUAUUGACAAAACUCGAGGUAUGCGUAGGCCAAGGGAAUACAGUGAUGCAUAGUAAACCAGCAGGGCUUGAUAGCAGAAGUUGGUAUUUUCAGAGACAGAGUCUAAGGAUUAGGCUCUGAAUAUUACCCUAGAGUUUGAGACAAAAAGGGAUCUGUAUUGAAAAAAUAUUCGGGCGAGAUUAACUCAGAUAUGUAGAUUUUUUAGAAAAGGUAUUUUUAGUCCAAUUAG